AUGGGUGAAGUGACUUUGCAGAUUCCCAUUGAUACCCCCAAGCAGGUGCAAAAGGCCUGUGAUGCUAUGAAAGAUGCCCCCACGAUCCCUAGUGACCUUAGGAGCUACAGCCGACCGCUCUGGAUGGUGCUCAAGAACAAGACCCAAUUCUCUAUCACUCCGGAUGGGACCUACUUCUACUCGGGCUGUCUGCACGGCCAGUCCAGCAACACCGGUGCCUACAAUGUAACCGGAUUUGGUGCCCGUAAUUCGUGGGCAGGUACUACCGGUGGAGCGCGUUUCAAGAUCAAGUUGGAUCAAAAGAACGAGGUCGUCUUCGUGAUUGGUUUCUCCAAUCCCGUCAUCGGCUACUACGCAGCUCACAUUGAAGAGUCCUGGGACAUGGAGAAGGCUGGGUAUGCCAAGGUUCAGGAGAACGGCAACAAUAUUGAAUCCAUCCACGUCUACAAGGGAACCUCCAGCAGUGGCUCCCCAUUGAAGUUCAGAUUGCGAUUGUCCAUCGUGUCAGGCCAAACCAUGGACAUUACCGUGGUCCAGGAUGUCUGGGAGGAGGAGUGA
Penicillium cinerascens is the source of this 558-nucleotide messenger RNA. RefSeq lists its product as uncharacterized. The transcript has 3 exons. The record is from RefSeq and is a predicted model, not a curated record. NCBI's taxonomy places the organism in Eukaryota, Fungi, Ascomycota, Eurotiomycetes, Eurotiales, Aspergillaceae. The coding region runs from base 1 to 558 and encodes 185 amino acids.